AUGGCGACUCAAACCCUAGAAGAGACGACGACGACGCCGGAAGUGGAAUCUCAGGUGGGUUCGAGUAGUAGUGAGAGGCAAACGAGGGAGAGGAAGAAGGUUGAGCGUUUCUCGUUGCCUACUCCUAUACCGAACAAGUCCGUUUCAAUUGAAAAGGGUCGUGGAACACCACUCAGAGAGAUUCCAAAUGUGGCUUUUCAACUAUCCAAGAGAAAAGCUGACGACAACCUCAUCUUACUACACACCAUUCUCUAUGGGAAGAAAGCAAAGGCACAGAUGAUUAAGAAAAACAUUGGUCAGUUUUCUGGCUUUGUAUGGUCACAGAAAGAGGAGGAGGAGGAGAAGCAAAGAGGACGAGUCAAAGAGAAACUUGACAAAUGCAUAAAAGAAAAAAGAAGAAGUAGCUGUCAAAGUGCUUGA
Messenger RNA from Raphanus sativus (radish), 420 nucleotides. Its product is annotated as DEK domain-containing chromatin-associated protein 2-like. The record is from RefSeq and is a predicted model, not a curated record. Gene Ontology annotation, cellular component: nucleus. NCBI's taxonomy places the organism in Eukaryota, Viridiplantae, Streptophyta, Magnoliopsida, Brassicales, Brassicaceae. Bases 1 to 420 code for a protein of 139 amino acids. The transcript is spliced from 6 exons. Gene Ontology annotation, molecular function: histone binding; DNA binding. Gene Ontology annotation, biological process: regulation of double-strand break repair; chromatin organization.